Syngnathus acus (greater pipefish) is the source of this 1930-nucleotide messenger RNA. It is a transcript of the gene etv4, whose product is annotated as ETS variant transcription factor 4. Lineage: Eukaryota; Metazoa; Chordata; Actinopteri; Syngnathiformes; Syngnathidae. Gene Ontology annotation, molecular function: DNA-binding transcription factor activity, RNA polymerase II-specific; sequence-specific DNA binding. The coding region runs from base 160 to 1701 and encodes 513 amino acids. The record is from RefSeq and is a predicted model, not a curated record. Gene Ontology annotation, biological process: cell differentiation; regulation of transcription by RNA polymerase II. The transcript has 13 exons. Gene Ontology annotation, cellular component: nucleus.
CAUAAGUCGCAGCAUUGACAAAAGCCUUGAAACCGGAGCCACUGAAAGAGGAAAUGCACCAAUCAGCAAGCUCCUUUGGACAAAAAGAAAGAAACAGCUUUUGCAGGCUGCGCGGCCGUCCGCUCUGCUCGGGCCCAAAUGAGCGCAGACGGCUGACGGAUGGACCGUAACAUGGAUGCAUACUUGGACCAGCAAGUGCCUUUCACUUUAGCAAACAAAUCUCAAGGAAAUGGGCCCCCAAAUAGACUGUUGAUGGCCGCCAAAAGGAAAUACAUGGACACAGAAUUGCCCCCUCAAGAAUCUGAAGACCUCUUCCAGGAUUUAAGCCAACUGCAAGAGACGUGGCUGACAGAAGCUCAGGUUCCGGACAGCGACGAGCAGUUUGUUCCGGAUUUCCACUCGGAGAACUCAGUGGCCUUUCACAGCCCGCCCGUCACCAUCAAGAAAGAGCCACAGAGUCCGGGUUCAGACCCAAGCCAGUCGUGCAGCCACAAGCCCAACUUUGGCUUCGCCGCCAGUGGGGAGCAGUGCCUUUACGCCAGUGCCUAUGAGCAGAAAAGGGCCGGUGCAGGGGGCGCCAAGCGGUCUUGCCCGGGCACCCCCAUGUCACCCAUGCAGCAGCAUUACUCGGUCAAACCCGCGGCGGCCGGCCGGCCCGACGCCGGCUACAUGAACCCGGCCGCCACUUCGCAGCCGCUGCCCAGCAACGCGUACCCCCCCGAUGCCAGAUAUCAGGGCCCCUCAGGAGACCCCAUGUGCCCCCAAUUCCCCGCACCAUCGCAGGCCUUCCAGCGAAUGCCCUCCGCCCCGGCGGGACACGGCAGCGGGGGCGGUCCGGCCGGGUGCUACCACCGGCAGCACUCGGACCCCUGCAUGCCCUACCUGCAGCAGAGCUUCAAACAAGAAUAUAUGGAUCCCCUCUACGAGCGGGCGGGUCACGUGGGGGCGCACGGCACAGGGCCGGGGCAUGGCCGCGGGCACGGGAUGCCGCCCCACGCAAGCCAGCACCCGCACAGGUUUCCGCCGGCACAUAUGAUGGUCAAGCAGGAGCCCACGGACUACAACACAGAUGUGUCAGGAUGUUCUUCCAUGUACCACCACAGCGAAGCCUAUCCCACCCCCCAGCCAGCCCCCGAAGGUUACGGGUUUGAGAAUGACUCCCGCGUGGUCCCAGAGAAGUUUGAAGGUGAGGUAAAGCAGGAAACAGGCGGCGGCGGUGGCGGCGUGUUCCGCGAGGGAACGCCUUACCAGCGGCGAGGCUCGCUGCAACUGUGGCAAUUCUUGGUGGCCCUCCUGGAUGACCCCGGCAACGCGCACUUCAUCGCCUGGACCGGCCGCGGGAUGGAGUUCAAGCUCAUUGAGCCCGAAGAGGUGGCCCGGUUGUGGGGGAUGCAGAAGAAUCGUCCCGCCAUGAACUACGACAAGCUGAGCCGCUCUCUGCGCUACUACUAUGAGAAGGGAAUCAUGCAGAAGGUGGCGGGCGAGCGCUACGUGUACAAGUUUGUGUGCGAGCCCGAGGCGCUGAUCUCGCUGGCCUUCCCCGACAAUCAGCGGCCCAGCCUGAAGGCCGAGUUUGAGCGCUACGUCAACGAGGAGGACACGGUGCCGCUGUCUCACCUGGACGAGGGAGGGCCGCCCUACAACGCUGCCGAGCACCCCGCCCACGCCGCCCAGCCCUACUCCAAAGCCUAUAUGUACUAAAGCCGCAUCCCUCCGAGCCCCCCCGAAUCCCUUGCUGUACCCCCAAAGCAUCUUUAUACACGCCUCCAUGCACCCCUUCCCCCGCCGCCACUUGUAUAUACAGCUACGGUGUUUCUGUUCUAAAUUAAUCUCACGAGGGAGCUGAGUUUCCCGAGGCUCCCUGUCACCGCCGAGGCCUCGAAAUACGAUUGUGGAUCAAGAGAUUGCUUAAUAAAUACUUCAAAUUAUA